Messenger RNA from Tuber aestivum (summer truffle), 3563 nucleotides. The record is from the annotation of a GenBank genome assembly. Lineage: Eukaryota; Fungi; Ascomycota; Pezizomycetes; Pezizales; Tuberaceae.
GAGGGGACAUCCCACACCUUAAGCAGCUCGGGGAAAGGUAACGUUCUCUAGUGCCUGCUGGAUAUCGCCCACUGAAUGCUAUGGUCACUAGCCAUCAUGUUUUGAACUCUUAACCCAUUCUAUGAUAUGGUUGAUGCCAUCUAGAGAAACCGCCUUGUGGGACGCUUCGGGGGACUCUUCGGGGGACGCGUUGGCAUUCAACCCUAUUAAGCAAUGCUAGGUUUAGGUUCAUAUCACUAGGGUACUUGAUAUACAUAAAAAUGUGCUGCACAAUAGUCGAAAUACAUCAAGUACCUUCGUGGUUUAAACCUAAACCCAACAGUGUUCAGCACGGUUGAAUGGCAAAGCGUCCUCCGUUGCGUCCCCCGAGGCUUCCCGCAAGGUGUCGUCUCUAGAUGGCAUCCACCAUAUACUGACUGUGGGAAACUGGGCUGCACCUCUAGCAUAUAAUACAAAGGGUCUAGGACACAUAAUACGGUGGGCGCCUCCUCCAAAUCCACAGAACUCAUUCAAUAGGCCUCGGUAGACCCGGUAUAAAUUGCGACGCACUACUUAGGUUCCCCAAAUUCCAACUACCAAAGCCAAAGAAAUAAACACACAGAUUUCAAAAAAAUAGAAUUGCCAUGGUUCGUCACCGCGUACACUUCAUGUUAGGAACAGAUGAGUGGGGUAUGCAAUCCCCCUCCUUUAUCUCGCCGCGAAGUGAUUUCUAGGGCUGACACUAUUUCAAACAGACGAAGACCCAACUCCUCCAAUUUCGGAAUAUGUAAAGCUAUACUCAACUGUCACGUCCGCAACCGCAAUCGAAACUCAAUCCGUUGCCAAAAAUGUCUCGUGGUGCGAAGAGAACAAAGUGGAUGGGAUCUGGGAAGAGAUUGUACGAGUCAGAGAACUAUCUUGCAGAAAUCCAAAAUUCAACGGGUGGACCGCGGACGAAAUCAUUGACAGCUUGCUCAUCGAUGAAUACCAGAUCCGUUGGGAAGCUGCUAGAGAGGCGGAUGAGGCGCAGGAGAGGGCAAGAAUUGAGGAAGAGGAGAGAGAGGAAUGGGAAUUCCCAACAGCAGAUACGCCCUCGACAGAUUUGACGUCAUCUCUGGAAGAGGUUGUGAACCACCCUAGAUCUGCGGUGGUCGAGCUCGGCAACUUAGAGCAUCUUGAGAUUUUAGCUAACAAUCGAAUUAAUACGAUGACAAACGAGAGGUUUAGUGCUGGAACGAGCCAGCGUUUGGAGGAAGAAUGGGGUGUUUGGUCUGAUGAAGGAGAAGAAGAGGAAGAGGUUGUCACAAACCCAGAAUUUAUUGAGGGAUGUCAGAGAGUUGGCCCAACAGUAGGGAAACAGGAGAGUGAGAACAAAGAAAAGGUUCGGAGGGUCUGGCGUUAUCAUGGGAAGGGGGAAGGAUAACACUGGAUCUUUAGGCUCUUGUGAAAUUUAAUUCUUUCUCGAUGUUCCCCCGGUGGUUUAGUUCCAUUGAUUUUCCUUCAAUGUCUUACUUGUGAUAGCUAAGCCCGAGGGAGGGGUGCUUAAGUUUGGGAAAUCGAGCCCUGGAGGCAAACUAUCGGAUUCAGAGCCCAGAUACCAUCAUCUCGGGUCUGUGGGUUUGAUUAGAGGAGGAUAUUCGAGCACAGAAAUUGUUCGCUCCCAAGGAGAUCACUUCGCUAUCCAUUAAGAUCAAGCCGAAAUAUCGUCUCUCGUAAACAUGACUCAGUGCUACCAUGGCACAAGUGAAGAAGGGCUCGGAAGUAUGGAGUGACAGGAGCAGGUAAAGAGGAGUAAUAGUGGUUAUCCUCUACUCAAAUCUUAUCCCCAGAGGCAGAUAGCACAUUCCCCCUUGGCAAGGGAGCGAUGCCCACCUGAAAGAUAGAAGCCAUAGAUGCCACCCCACGCCCAAUCCAUUUUUCAUAUCCUUUUCGCUUCGCGGAACCAGGGAUGUUCCCGCAACCUAUGCCUCCAAGUGGGCCAGGCCCACAAAGUCUCUAUAGGCCUCCUGUACGACUGACGGAAAACUCAAUUCACCCCGGGACACCACAAGAAAACAAAAACAACCAAAAACAACGAGAAUCGGGAAAAGAAGCCACACAUUUGUGUUCGCCAGGCCACAUAUUGGUUGGACGUUCAAUCUUACACCAGGUAACUUGGUAGCUUAUUUAUCCCUUCGCAAACUUUACACUCGCUGCCUAGAAACACAAAGAACACCACAGCAAUCAUGAUGACCAAAACAAAGGGAGAGCCGCGGGUAUAACCCUACCUCCGGUCCAGUAUCAUACCUCAAGCGGGGGCCCACAGAUUUAUGCCCUGAUUGGCAUGCCACCUGAAAAAGAAAACUGAGUUUUCCACAAAACAAAGGAUCCUUUAGAAUAAAAAUACCGAGUGUUGAUGGAAAUACUGAUGUUUGGCCAUGACCAAUGUCCUCAGUAUUUUAACUGUGUGGAUGGACUGAAGUUUUUUUUUUUGUUUUAGGGUAUAAGAGAAGAAACCAUAGUGAAAGGUAUAAGGGUUUGACAGUGCUGAAAUUGGAAAAUAUGAAGACAGAAAACAUUUUUUCUGUGCUUGUUGUAUCAUAAUUGAAAAUUAUAUUAAUUGUUAAGAACCCUUUUUGCUGAAAUAUAUAGCUAGAAUUUACCUCACUCUUUAUUUACAAUGUACACUAAAAAUCCGAGGAAGCACUUCCUUGUCCUAAUCCCCAGUCUCUAAUAAAUAAUACUAUUCCUACUAUUGUGGAACAAAAAUAGCUAUACCAUAAUAGAAAUAGGUUUCCGGGAAAUACUGCACAAGGCAAAUAUAAACUGAAGUAUAAAAAUACCACGGUAUUGGUGUACAUGCCGAACACACCACAGUUUAUUUAUCCUGUCACGUAGAAAUACUUAGGAAAAAUGGAAAUACCAUGGUGCUUGUGGCAUGCCAAACAGGGCCUUAGUUGACCAAAACUCUGUUUGCAAGCAUCAAAGGCCAGCAACCUUCAGUUUCCUCAGAGUCCCUCUUCACCUUCCUUCUGGAAAGCAGCAAAGAGAAGGUGGUUUCAUUACCCUCGGGGCGCCUGUAUGCCCUAUCAUGGGCCCUCUUGGUGGAAAUCUCUUGCUGUCGACCGAGUUGACUAUUCGGCAUUGCUUACGAGAGAGAAUUUAGAAUACUAUGUGGUUGGCAAAAUCACCUUUCGGGUAACAUCGGCGGGGAAGUGUACUAUCGGAGGUGUGAGACCUUUAGGUACUGCUACCGUAUUUUAACCCCUAGUAAACCUGCUUAUAAAAUGCCGGGGUAAGAGGUCAAUAGAAACAGUUGAAAACUGAAUAUAGCUGAUGGCUGAAGAGGCACUUUCUGUCUGUUUUCCUACGUUCGGCCAGUGGCUAAAUCCCCAGGGUGGUUUCAGGGGAAAGUAUUCCGAGUGGGUCCCUAAGCUACACUUCAAUUACAACCCCUUGCUCAGUCCAUACGGAAAUACAGGGGGGAAAUUCCGGAAAUAAUAUAUUAGCGUGCCCCAAGUAGUUGUUGGACCUUUGCCGUAAGGGUUCCUGCGGUUUGUUGACCCUGUUUGAUAAAAAAAAAAGUUUCAAGUCUUGGAUUAUAU